This is a messenger RNA of Protopterus annectens (West African lungfish), 4504 nucleotides long. RefSeq names its product relaxin receptor 1-like. Gene Ontology annotation, biological process: G protein-coupled receptor signaling pathway. The record is from RefSeq and is a predicted model, not a curated record. The transcript is spliced from 18 exons. Gene Ontology annotation, cellular component: membrane. Bases 272 to 2434 code for a protein of 720 amino acids. Lineage: Eukaryota; Metazoa; Chordata; Ceratodontiformes; Protopteridae. Gene Ontology annotation, molecular function: protein binding; G protein-coupled receptor activity.
GCAGUGAGACAGCUGUUAUCGGUUGCUACCAGUCAGAGAACAGAGCACAUACGUCUGUGUAAAUGUGAACACCAUUAGGUACAGGAAGCAGCAAGACACCAUUCACUAGUCGUAUUAAAUAAGACAGAGUGAGGUUCUAAGGAAGUGUGCACAUCUGUGUUUGAGGCAGAUGAGAGAAGCUGGAAGUUUUACUCUGCCCUUUAUUCUGUUGUGGAAAGAUUUUCCCAUGUAGGGCCAUUGGGAUUCUAUCCGAUAACAGCGGACAGUAAAGAUGACAUUAACGGUUACAAUCUUUUCAUUACUCUACAUUACAGCAAGGUCACUGAUGAUUCCAGCCAGUCCAGUGCACUGUAAGCUGGGUUACUUCCCCUGCGGUAACAGUUCGCAUUGUCUGCCACAGCUGCUACAUUGCAAUGGGGUUCCAGACUGUGAAAAUGGAGCAGAUGAAGAGGACUGUGGUGAUAACAUUGGCUGGGCACAGCUUCUCACUCCACACCAGAAAAAUUCCUUUGAGGAAGAAGAACCAACAGGGUGUUUAUUAGAAAUAUUUCCUGAGAUCUGCAAGUGCAAAAACAAGAUAGUAGACUGCACUGAGAAAGGUCUGACAUCCAUUCCUGACAGGAUAUCAUUAAAUGUGACUGAACUAGAUCUGAAAAAUAAUAAAUUCAGUGUCCUUCCUGAUUACCACUUUAGUCAGUAUGUGAACCUUGAAAAACUUUACUUACAGAACAAUGAAAUCCAUUCCAUAUCACACAUGGCUUUUGCUGGGCUAUUAAAGCUGAAAGUACUAUACCUGAGUCAUAACAACAUUACUAAACUGAAGCCAGAUGUUUUUAAAGACCUUCGUGAACUUCAAUGGUUAAUCAUGGAUAACAAUAACAUAUCCAAACUGGUAAUGAAGCCAUUUGAGGGACUAAAAUCUCUGUAUUUUCUGUCACUGCUUAACAAUUCUAUACAGCAAAUCCCAAGAAAGUAUAUCUGUGCUGAUCUGCCAAAUCUGAACUGGCUUGAUCUGGAAGGGAAUAAAAUCCACACUAUAAAGCACAGUAUCUUCUACCAGUGCAGCAAUAUUACUGUCCUGGUUCUGAGAAGAAACAAAAUAAAGACAGUAGAAAACAGCACAUUCUCACAAAUGGUCAAAUUAGUGGAACUAGACCUGUCAUAUAAUCUGAUUGAAGAACUACCGCCAUCUUUAUUCAGAAAUCUGCAACGUUUACAGCAGUUAAACGUUUCUGAGAAUCCACUGAAGAAAAUCUAUGUGAACCAGUUUGAAGGCCUAGUCAGCUUACAGUCACUGAGUAUUGAAGGUGUGGAGAUCUGUAACAUCAGCACCCAGAUGUUUGAACCACUGAAGAAUCUUUCGCACAUAUAUUUUAAAACAUUUCAGUACUGUGGCUUCUCCCCACGUGUCCGGAGCUGCAAGCCAAAUUCAGAUGGAAUCUCAUCCUUUGAGAACCUCUUGGCUAACAUCAUCCUACGUGUGUUUGUCUGGGUUAUAGCAUGCGUUACCUGCUUUGGAAAUAUUUUUGUCAUUUGUCUAAGGUUUUGUAUCAUUCCAGAAAACAGGCAGCAUACAAUGUCCAUCAGGUCCCUCUGCUGUGCAGACUUCUUGAUGGGAGUCUAUCUCUUCUGCAUCGGCACUUUUGAUCUCAAGUACUAUGGAGAGUAUAACAGGCAUGCCAAGGACUGGAUGGACAGCAAUGCAUGUCAGCUGAUUGGUUUCCUGGCUAUGCUGUCGUCUGAGGUAUCUGUCAUGCUGCUGACCUAUAUGACACUGGAGAAGUUCUUCUGCAUUGUUUUUCCUUUCAGGAACUGCAGCGUUGGCAAGAAGCAGACACUUUUCACUCUUGCAGUCAUCUGGGUGCUGGGCUUCAUAAUCGCUGUCAUCCCAUUCUGGCAUGAAAAGGCAUUUGGGAAUUAUUAUGGAACAAAUGGAGUGUGCUUUCCACUGAAUUCCAAUCAGCUUGAGAAACGUUGUGCUAGGGAGUAUACAGCUGGUAUUUUUCUUGGUUUGAACUUGUGUGCCUUUAUCAGUAUAGUCAUUUUGUAUACCAGCAUGUUCUACUCCAUCCUCAAAACAGGAGCAAAGUCUGCAGAGAGAAGUGGGUUUUCCAGAGAAGUAUCGAUAGCCAAGCGGUUCUUCUUCAUUGUUUUCACGGAUGCUCUUUGCUGGAUCCCUAUCUUCCUCCUGCAAGCCUGUUCCCUUCUGAAUAAAGACAUUCCAGGCACAAUCAUUUCCUGGGUCGUAAUUUUCAUCUUGCCAAUUAACAGUGCUUUGAAUCCAAUACUCUAUACGAUGACUACAACUUCUUUCCGGGAGCACUUCAAACAGUGCCUGGAGAAGAAGAACUUGUCAGGGAUCAUGGAGCCCAGGAAAAGUUUCAUGUCAAGUUCAUUACAUGACAAUCACCACCUAAGUCAGCCUGCCUCCUAAAACUAAUGGUAUCCCCCAAUCAGACAGUCUGAUUGUCUGACAGCUCAUCUCCUAGAAGGACAAUUAUGUUAAUGGCCAGUUCUGCAGCCACCUCACUUCUAAGACUUUAUUCCAUAGUGCUCUGAUAACUUCCAAGACUUGAUUCCAUUGUGCUCUGAUGCCACAAGUUUUUGUCCUGUCUUUCAUCUUAUGUUUCUUCUGUAAACCAACUUAGCAAUGGGGAUGUCCAACAGUAUCAUUACUUACUUGCUCCGGGUGUUCAGAAAUCUACAAGUGUAAAAGUGCUACUGUAAAUAUGUGUAAUAAGUUAACUUCUGCCAUUGACUUCCAUGAAACUUGUUCACCAUUUUUUUUAUAUGAACAGCCAGACAAAUAUUUAUGAAGUUCUUGUCUCCUCUGUACAAACUUAAAAAAAAACUAAUCAAAGUUUUGCUUAGUAAGAAAUUAUUCACUGGAAAAAUUAUAAUCUGUUAUUUGUAUAAAAUUGGAGUAUUUGUAAUUUGAUUUCCCCAUAACUGUAUUUUUAUUGCAACAAAAGUGCUCCUGAAUUAGUAUAUGUUAUUACUGUGCCAAACUGCAUAACCCUUGUAACAGUAAAAGAAUGACUCGUGCAUGCUUUGGGCUGGUAACCCAAUCUAAGAAGCAUGGUUAUCAGUUGAGUGAGGGAUAGUUAGGGAACCAGUCCCACCAUUGCCUUCACUCGUACAGUGGUUUAAUCCUUUAGAGGCAGAGUGUGGGGCUAGAUAACUGCUACAGAGCUGUACAUAUACAUGUUGCAUUUUUGUUCAUUUUCACCCCUCAUUUUAAUAAAAUAUUCGAAAAUCUAGCACAGGUGCACAGGAAAAGACAGUUGGACUAAAAACCUGUUUCUUCCUCCAGUGCUGUGGAAAUGUGGAUUUGUAACACAAGCAUGUAGAAACAUUAGAACUAUGUACCUACAAAGGGAAAAACACCACAAGAAAAAACAUUCUAAUGUGAAAACCUGACGAUAAAAAUAAAAGUUAUCUGCAAGAGGUCACCAAGGUUUGUUUAUACAUUAGGUAGAGACUUCAGCAAUUUGAUAUUAACCAGAAUGUUGAAUCAUGAAGGUAAAUGUUAGAAGCACCGUGUACAUUUUUAAAUUCAAUCUUCUACUAGAAGCAUUCAAUACAUAUUAAUAUAGACGUCUAACUAUUUACAUGUAUGCUCUUUGAUAUGUCAGCAUUAGACUACUUCAAAAUAAUGUGCCUAUUAGAACGAAAACAUGAUGAGGGUGGUAAAAGAAAAACAGUGACCCAUAUAAUAAAAGGCAGAGCUUUUCAAUAGCCAAAGUGUAACCAUAGCCUGUACAACAUGUAGGCAUUUUUAAUACAUACAUGCAUACAUUUUUAACUAUAUGUAGUAGCAAAAAUUUAUCCUUGACCCACUUUUUAUUUUCUAAGUGCUAAUUGCAAGGAAGAACUGUUGACUGCAACCAAUGACUCUGUAUAUCUCUGGUACAAAUUAUACACAAAGCUCAACUAUAUCCAACAACCUUUUGGUGUUAAAUGUUUAGCAGAUAUUCAAGAAGGAUGGUACAUAAGCACAGCCUUUCUACAAAAACUUGGACCUAAUUUUUCAGUCUGUUGAGGUUUGGAAAACAUAAUUUGAGCCAAUUAACAGUUUCUUUUCUAGGCUUUGUAUAGUCAGAAGAUACUGAAGUAGAACCCAAAAUUAAUACUUUUAUCAUCAAAAUUAUCUGAGCCAGUCUAAUAGCAGGUUGUAACAUGUUAAAACUUUAGAUGGAAAACUUACUAUCUCAACAAAAUUUUGACCCUGUGACCAGAGAGUGGCUACUCAUUCCUGUAAUCUACCAAGUUUACAAUUUAUUUGCCAUAAACGUUUGCCUUAGAAAUAAUGCAGCAGUUAUUUUCAAGUACAGAUUAACAAACACUCUUUUUUGUGAGGUGGUAUGAACAUCCUGAAUUAAAAUUUGCAUGUGCUGUGCAAAAUCAACUGUAGCAUCAAAGUUAAAAUGUUCAUUUCUUGCAUUCCUCAUAUAAAGUUCAUAAAAAGGCUAUACCAAACUCAAUUUAAUAUAAUAAUGAAUAA